AUGACCGAAUCAGCUAUCUCUAUACCUAAAAAGGUCGUGACUCCAGGAAAAGGUCACGCGGCCGUUCCUCAGUUGCUUGGCAACGAUUUCUUGACAAAAUUUCCCAAGCUUUCUAUCGAGCAGGUCGGUCAUUUACGGCAUUUUCACAAUCUCGUCAACCAAAAAGAUGGAGAUUGGCACCACAUGGGCAGUCAAGAGCCAGGGCAGGAGUGGCUCGACGCGUAUCGAUAUCAACUUGCCACUAUGGCAUACGCUGCUGGGGCGGCUCAUUACCAUAGACUCCCUCUGCUCAGAUCGGUGUUCAAGACAUUGCUUAAAUCGCUGAUUAGGAAAAUGAUGCUGCGAGAUGUAUGGGGCUAUUGGUUUCUUACCAGUCACAGUGGUAAACUGAUAGAUCCAGAUCUGACCGAACUGCGCCAGCCCUGGGCGGACCCAGUAGUAAGAGAAAACAUUAUGUACUCUGGUCACCUUCUUCUGAUGGUAUCCUUAUAUACAAUGCUUUUCAACGAUGACAAGUUCAAUGAAGAAGGCGCCCUUGAGUUUAACUGGUGCCCCGUGUUCUGGGGAAUGGGGCCAGAAAUAUUUACAUACAAUCGAGCAAGCCUACAAGCUGCUAUUAUCAAGGAAAUGGAACGAGAGAGAUGGCUGGGGGUAUGCUGUGAGCCUAACAGCAUCUUCAUCGUUUGCAAUCAAUUUCCGUUGAUCGCCAUACGAUAUAAUGACGUACGCGAUGGAACAUCUUCAUCAGCCACGGUUCUUGAACAAUAUCGAGCUGCUUGGAAAGCAAAGGACAUGCUUCAAGAAAACGGACUCUAUAUUGACUCAUUUUCUCCCAAGCAGGAUCGCAAGCGGCAUGCGAGAGAUGUUGGAUUCACAGCUUGGGCUGCUGCAUUCUUGAAUUCUUGGGAUCCGACGAGUGCAAACAGGGCAUACAACACUAUUAUUAGGUCCAUACCACUAGGCAGCGCUUCAUUAGACGAUGCAUAUAGGUCAUUUGCCAUCAAAACGUUGAUGCCCGGAGCCACAGCUCACCUGCAUAAACCAGUGCUUGGAUACACUUCGAUGAUGGUUUCAGAGGCAGGCGAUUCGUCGACGCUGGAAAAGCUGCUCAAUCUUGUGGAAAACAAAUUCACUCCAAACUGGGAUGAAGGUGGGCUCUUUUAUAUCCCAUCACGAAGCAGCAGCAAUUCUUACGUGGAUAUGGAUCGAUUCACCGGGAACGCGGCCGUUGCCUACGCGCGGCUGAAUGUACCACAGGGCCAGCGCAAGAUGUAUGAGAAUCCGUGGGGUAACGAGCACUUUUCCAAUUAUCCAUUCGUUGAUAACAUCGAUCUCUCGAGCGGCGUUGACUUUCUGCGUGGAUGUUGGGACGAGAACGAGAAAGCUCUUGUCAUCACUCUACGUUCAUUUGAUGGAAAGACCAAACAGGUCAAGCCACUCUUUUCGGGAUUUGCCAAGGGCUCAUACUGCGUCUAUCAGAAUGGAAAGUUCACGGCAGUAUAUGAGCUUGUUGAAAAGACGGAUAUCAUCCAGCUCGACGUACAAGUCACUGCAGAGGAGUUCGAUGUAGUGAUUAGACUGUUGUCAUAA
Clonostachys solani is the source of this 1590-nucleotide messenger RNA. The record is from the annotation of a GenBank genome assembly. Lineage: Eukaryota; Fungi; Ascomycota; Sordariomycetes; Hypocreales; Bionectriaceae.